CUUAGCACGGGAGUGCAGGAGCCCCGAGGCCCAGCCCGUUUGCGUCCUCUCGCCUUUCCUUCCUCGGUGCUCGGAGCUAGGGGGAGGCCCCGCCGCGGGAGGCGGCACAGGAGAGGCCGCGCUCUUCGGUGCCGUGAUCUCGGUUCAGCUGCUUCUCCGGCCCCCCAGCUGGGUUUCCCGCCACAAGCCCCCUCUCGCUUGCAUCUCUCGCGGAGGCAGCGCUUGGCCUAGUUGUGUCUCGCUUUGCCCUUUAUGCCUCCGGGGUGCGAGCGCCGUUCGGGGUCCGCGUCGGAGCAUCGCGUUGCCCCUGAUGCCUGAAACUCUGGGGAGUAUCCAUCAAAGCUUGCUUGCUUCAACAGACACAAAAAAAUUAAUGGGCAAAAUUACGGUUUUUAGGUGACAAACAGCAUGUUUGGUGCUUCAAGAAAGAAGUUUGUAGAGGGGGUCGACAGUGACUACCAUGAUGAAAAUAUGUACUACAGCCAGUCUUCGAUGUUCCCACAUCGAUCAGAAAAAGAUAUACUGGCAUCACCAUCAACAUCAGGUCAGCUGUCUCAGUUUGGGGCAAGUUUAUAUGGGCAACAAAGUGCACUAGGCCUUCCAAUGAGGGGAAUGAGCAACAAUACCCCUCAGUUAAAUCGCAGCUUAUCACAAGGCACGCAGUUACCAACCCAUGUAACGCCAACAACAGGGGUACCAACAAUGUCACUUCACACGCCUCCAUCUCCGAGCAGGGGUAUAUUGCCUAUGAAUCCUAGGAAUAUGAUGAACCACUCCCAGGUUGGCCAGGGCAUUGGAAUUCCCAGCAGGACAAACAGCAUGAGCAGUUCAGGUUUAGGCAGUCCUAAUCGAAGUUCACCCAGCAUAAUCUGUAUGCCAAAGCAACAACCCUCUCGACAACCUUUUACUGUGAACAGCAUGUCUGGAUUUGGAAUGAACAGGAAUCAGGCGUUUGGAAUGAAUAACUCUUUAUCAAGUAAUAUUUUUAAUGGAACAGAUGGCAGUGAAAAUGUUACAGGACUGGAUCUUUCAGAUUUUCCAGCACUAGCAGACAGAAAUAGAAGGGAAGGAAGUGGGAACCCAACUCCAUUAAUAAACCCUCUAGCUGGAAGGGCACCCUAUGUUGGGAUGGUAACAAAACCAGCAAAUGAGCAAACCCAGGACUUUUCAAUACACAAUGAAGAUUUUCCGGCAUUACCAGGCUCGAACUACAAAGAUCCAACAUCGAGUAAUGAUGACAGUAAACCUAAUUUGAAUACAUCAGGCAAAACAUCUUCUAGUGCAGAUGGUCCAAAAUUUCCUGGAGAUAAAAGUUCAACAACGCAAAACAAUAACCAGCAGAAAAAGGGGAUUCAGGUGUUACCUGAUGGUCGGGUUACCAACAUUCCACAGGGGAUGGUGACAGACCAGUUUGGAAUGAUUGGUUUGUUAACAUUCAUCAGGGCAGCAGAGACAGACCCUGGCAUGGUACAUCUUGCAUUAGGAAGUGACUUGACAACUCUAGGUCUCAAUCUCAAUUCUCCUGAAAAUCUUUACCCCAAAUUUGCAUCACCUUGGGCUUCUUCACCCUGUCGACCUCAAGACAUAGACUUCCAUGUUCCUUCUGAAUACUUAACAAAUAUUCACAUUAGGGAUAAGUUGGCUGCAAUAAAACUUGGUCGCUAUGGGGAAGAUCUACUCUUUUAUCUCUAUUAUAUGAAUGGAGGAGAUGUAUUACAGCUAUUAGCAGCAGUAGAGCUAUUUAACCGAGAUUGGAGAUACCACAAAGAAGAGAGAGUAUGGAUUACCAGGGCACCAGGCAUGGAGCCAACAAUGAAAACCAAUACAUAUGAGAGAGGAACAUACUAUUUCUUUGACUGUCUUAACUGGAGAAAAGUAGCUAAGGAGUUCCAUCUGGAAUAUGAUAAACUAGAAGAACGGCCUCAUUUGCCAUCCACCUUCAACUACAACCCUGCUCAGCAAGCCUUCUGAAGACUUCCCUUGUCUUGGGUAUGGCUGUCUCAGCACAAUACUCAACAUAACUGCAAAACUGAAGUGGCUCAGGCAUCCCGAUUUUAAUUCCUUUUGAGGAUCUGGCAAUUGGUUCAUGCAAAAGGGUCACCAUUUGAAGUCCUGCCUUACUAAUUAUGUGCUGCCCAACAACUAAAUUUAUAAUUUGUUUUCCUUUAGUUUGAGCAGGGUCGGAUUUUUUUUUAUAUUCUUUUUAUUUUUUUGCCAGCAGACAAGCUUGGGUCUGUAAAGACAAGCAAGUACACUGACAAAAGUUUACUACUUAGUUUCCAAAAUGUAAAAAAAAAGGAAAAAAGAAACAAAAUAGACAAUAAAAUUUGCAUUGUUCAUUGUAGCACUCUUGGUAAUAAAAAAAUGUUUGUGCAUUUUUAUGUGAAGAUCCUUCUCGUAUUUCAUUUGGAAAGAUGAGCAAGGUCUGCUUCCUUCAUUUUACUUCCCCUUCAGUUUUUGAAAAGGCAGUUUUCGCCAACUUAAUGCAAGAAUAUCUGUUUAGAAGAAAGAAAUUGCCACAACUUUUGGUUCAUUUCCAAGGUUGUGUGUUACUGAGCUUCAUCUUUCCAGAAUGAGCAAAACACUGUCCAGUCUUUGUUACGAUUUUGUAAUAAAUGUGUACAUUUUUUUUAAAUUUUUGGACAUCACAUGAAUAAAGGUAUGUAUGUACGAAUGUGUAUAUAUUAUAUAUAUGACAUCUAUUUUGGAAAAUGUUUGCCCUGCUGUACCUCAUUUUUAGGAGGUGUGCAUGGAUGCAAUAUAUGAAAACGGGACAUUCUGGAACUGCUGGUCAGGGGACGUCUAUGUCGCCCUGUGCACUAAAGGGCCAGAUUUCAGCAGCCAAGGACAUCCAUACCCAAGUGAAUGUGAUGGGACUUAACGAAGUGAACUGAGACAAUUCACUCUGGCUGUUUGAACAGCAGCGUUUCAUAGGAAGAGAAAAAAAAAAAGAUCAAUCUUGUAUUUUCUGACCACAUAAAGGCUUCUUCUCUUUGUAAUAAAGUAGAAAAGCUCUCCUCA
Molecule: messenger RNA, 3021 nt
Organism: Candoia aspera
Lineage: Eukaryota; Metazoa; Chordata; Lepidosauria; Squamata; Candoiidae
Gene: CNOT2
Product: CCR4-NOT transcription complex subunit 2
Exons: 16
Coding region: 409-1971 (520 amino acids)
Biological process (GO): regulation of DNA-templated transcription; nuclear-transcribed mRNA poly(A) tail shortening; regulation of stem cell population maintenance
Cellular component (GO): CCR4-NOT core complex; P-body
Source: RefSeq, a predicted model, not a curated record